GCGGUUCUCAGUGCCUGCUCGCCUCCUCACUCAUCGCACCAUGGCGGACGCCUUUGUCGGUACCUGGAAGCUAGUGGACAGCAAGAAUUUUGAUGACUACAUGAAGUCACUCGGUGUGGGCUUUGCCACCAGGCAGGUGGCUAGCAUGACCAAGCCUACUACCAUCAUCGAGAAGAACGGGGAUACUAUCACCAUAAAGACACAAAGUACCUUCAAGAACACAGAGAUCAACUUUCAGCUGGGAAUAGAGUUCGACGAGGUGACAGCAGAUGACCGGAAGGUCAAGUCACUGGUGACGCUGGACGGAGGCAAACUCAUCCAUGUGCAGAAGUGGAACGGGCAGGAGACAACACUAACUAGGGAGCUAGUUGACGGGAAACUCAUCCUGACUCUCACUCAUGGCAGUGUGGUGAGCACUCGGACUUAUGAGAAGGAGGCGUGACCUGGCUGCUCCGUCACUGACCGCCCGCUCCUCUGCCAACUGGCCACCCCUCAGCUCAGCACCAUGCUGCCUCAUGGUUUUCCCCUCUGACAUUUUGUAUAAACAUUCUUGGGUUGGGAUUUUUCUGGAGAUACGGGGCAUCAGCCUGGACCCAGUUCCUACUAUGUAUGUGGUUUAUUUUUUAAAACUGUAUCCAAAGGGUGCUCCAAGGUCAAUAAAGCAGAACCAAGGCCACCCA
Mus musculus (house mouse) is the source of this 680-nucleotide messenger RNA. It is a transcript of the gene Fabp3, whose product is annotated as fatty acid binding protein 3, muscle and heart. Gene Ontology annotation, molecular function: cytoskeletal protein binding; long-chain fatty acid transmembrane transporter activity; fatty acid binding. Bases 41 to 442 code for a protein of 133 amino acids. Gene Ontology annotation, biological process: fatty acid metabolic process; response to fatty acid; response to insulin. NCBI's taxonomy places the organism in Eukaryota, Metazoa, Chordata, Mammalia, Rodentia, Muridae. The transcript has 4 exons. Gene Ontology annotation, cellular component: cytoplasm; extracellular region; sarcoplasm. The record is from RefSeq and is marked validated.